Messenger RNA from Pteropus alecto (black flying fox), 960 nucleotides. Its product is annotated as olfactory receptor 2T6. Gene Ontology annotation, molecular function: G protein-coupled receptor activity; olfactory receptor activity. The record is from RefSeq and is a predicted model, not a curated record. The coding region runs from base 1 to 960 and encodes 319 amino acids. Lineage: Eukaryota; Metazoa; Chordata; Mammalia; Chiroptera; Pteropodidae. Gene Ontology annotation, biological process: G protein-coupled receptor signaling pathway. The transcript has a single exon. Gene Ontology annotation, cellular component: membrane.
AUGGAUGGCAACAACAUGACCUCCUACAGUGACUUCACCCUCACAGGGCUUCUCAUUCAUUAUAGAGCCUCAGGCUUCCUUUUCGGUGUCCUUUGUGUCAUCUUCUUCAUGGCCAUGAUGGCCAACGGGGCCAUGAUCCUCCUGACGCACGUGGAUAUGCGCCUGCACACCCCCAUGUACUUCCUGCUCAGCCACCUCUCCCUCAUUGACAUGAUGUACAUCUCCACCAUUGUGCCCAAGAUGCUGGUCGACUACCUAAUGGGCCAGGGCACCAUCUCCUUCACCGCCUGCACAGCCCAGUACUUUCUCUACAUGGGCUUUGUGGGGGCUGAAUUCUUCCUGCUUGGGCUCAUGGCCUAUGACCGCUAUGUGGCCAUCUGCCACCCUCUGAGAUACCCUGUCCUCAUGAGCCGCCGGGUCUGUUGGCUGAUCUUGGCCAGCUCUUGGUUCGGUGGUGCUUUGGACAGCUUCCUCCUCACCCCCAUCACCAUGACUCUCCCGUUCUGUGCUUCACACAAGAUCAAUCACUUCUUCUGUGAGGCACCCACCAUGCUGAGGCUGGCCUGUGGCGACAAAGCCACCUAUGAAAUGGUGAUGUACAUGUGCUGUGUCAUGAUGCUUCUGGUCCCCUUCUCUGUGGUGACCGCUUCCUACAGCCGCAUUCUUAUCACGGUGCACCAGAUGAAGUCCGUGGAAGGGAAGAAGAAGGCCUUUGCCACCUGCUCAUCACACAUGAUGGUGGUGACAUUAUUCUACGGGGCUGCCCUAUACACAUAUAUGCUUCCCCAAUCCUACCACACCCCGAUCAAAGACAAGAUCUUCUCUGCUUUCUAUACCAUCCUCACCCCCUUAUUGAACCCUCUCAUCUAUAGCCUGAGGAACAGAGAUGUGACUGGGGCCUUUAAGAGGGUUCUGGCAAGCUGUAGAGGGGCCUGUACUGUGACAACGGAAGAAUCUUGA